Molecule: messenger RNA, 2773 nt
Organism: Salvelinus fontinalis (brook trout)
Lineage: Eukaryota; Metazoa; Chordata; Actinopteri; Salmoniformes; Salmonidae
Product: BTB/POZ domain-containing protein KCTD8-like
Exons: 2
Coding region: 454-1776 (440 amino acids)
Biological process (GO): protein homooligomerization; regulation of G protein-coupled receptor signaling pathway
Molecular function (GO): protein binding
Source: RefSeq, a predicted model, not a curated record
CAUGGUUUCCCCCGACUCUGGACAAAUGAUGCUGGGAGUCGCUCAGAGGGAUUUUUUUCUCCUCUAUCGCUCUCUCCUGGCAUUUGCUCUUUCCAUUAGUGAGGUGACAGUGGCUGGGGGAACGGAUACUCUGUCUCCAUCUUUUCUUUCUUUAUCUCUCUCUCUGUCUCUCUCUCUCUCUCUCUCUCUCUCUCUCUCUCUCUCUCUCUCUCUCUCUCUCUCUCUCUCUCUCUUCCUCCUCAGCUAAUUCUAACAGCAGGGAUGUAGUCCUCUGUCUCUUUCAAACUUCAGCACCGGCUAUGCUGUGAACUCCUUUGUGACCGCUGUUGAUUCUAUUGGGACCUUUUUCUUCUCUUGCUCUUCACUGAGCUUGUUUGAGAGGAUCUAUACCUUAAUGAGUUUGGAAGGGGAGGUGUUUAAUUUCUCUCUAUAACCUGGUGAAACUACGGGACCAUGGCCAUGAAGGAAACCAUUCUGCCCAUCAGCGAGGUGUCCGCCCCGGCCCCGCCCCCAACCCCAGAGGUGGUGGAGCUAAAUGUGGGUGGCCAGGUGUACGUCACCAAGCGCUCUACCCUGGUCAGUGUGCCCGACACCACCCUGCACGCCAUGUUCGCCCGGUGCCCACCGCGGGAGCUGCCGAGGGACAGCAGAGGUCGAUUCUUCAUCGACCGCGAUGGCUUCCUGUUCCGCUACGUGCUGGACUUCCUGCGAGACCGCCAGCUGGUGCUGCCCGACCACUUUCCCGAGCGCGAGCGUCUGCAGCGGGAGGCUGAGCACUUCCAGCUGGGCGAGCUGCUGCGCCUCCUGGGGCCCCGCGUAGGUUCCAAGCAGGGCUCCAUGAACGAUGAGGGCUGCCACAGCGACAUCGAGGAGAGCUCGCAAAGCAGCGAGUACCCCACAGGUCGAACCUCGACUUCCUCAGACAAGAGGUCAGGGUUCAUCACCAUCGGCUACAGGGGCUCCUACACUACAGUGCGAGACAACCAAGCCGACGCCAAGUUCCGACGUGUGGCACGGAUCAUGGUGUGCGGACGCAUCGCCCUGGCAAAAGAGGUGUUUGGGGAAACAUUGAACGAGAGCCGGGACCCCGACAGGCCGCCGGAGAAGUACACUUCGCGGUUUUACCUCAAGUUCACCUACCUGGAGCAGGCAUUUGACCGGCUUUCUGAGGUGGGCUUUACAAUGGUGGCGUGUAACUCCACGGGAACAGCCGCUUUUGUCAACCAGUACAGGGACGACAAAAUCUGGAGCAGCUAUACGGAGUACAUCUUCUUCAGGCCGGCAUUGAAGACCGUCUCCCCCAAGCAAGACUGUGAGGAGCGCAAGCAGGACAAACUGGGUACCGACAAGGGCAGCGAGAGUGGCACGUCCCUCAACGAGCUCUCCACUUCCAGCUCCGAGACCUACUCCGAGGCCACCUCACCCCAGGAUGGUCCCAACCUGGGUGGGGGAGGCGGCGGGGGAUCCGUGGCCCCCUGCGGAGCCCUCCAGUCCGUCUCCCGGCAGCCCAGCACCCUCACUCUGGGGCGACCCUCCAAGAAGGGCUCGUCAGUGCAGUGGAUGCAGUUGCCGGAUAAGCGACGCAACAGCGAGCUCUUCCAGUCGCUGAUGGGGCGUGAGGGCGGCCUAAGUAGGAAGAAGAACCCGGAAAGACCCAGUGCAGAGGAAGAGAUGAAGCAGUGCAUCCAGGACUUUAACAACAUCAAAAUCCCGCAGGCUUUCCCUGAGCGCAAGAGGCAGUGGCAGUCCGAACUACUCCAAAAGUACGGUCUAUAGGGGCCACUUUCUAUUCCCAUCCCCAUUCCACAUGUGGUAGCCAUCUUUAUUUGGAUUCCCUUCAUUUUGGCAGGUUUUAAGUGCUAUGAUUCCUCUAAAAUGUCUGACAGUACAAAUUAAGUUAAAAGGAUCAUCAACCAAAUUUUGUUUUUGUGAAGGGAGGCCAGGUUGGUAAGCACAUGCAUUUCAGGGGCACAUGUUAAAGAAGCACAGCGGAAAUCCCCUUUUCUGGUAUGUUGUCUCUUAAAUUCUAGAUUGCAAUGGAGAUUUCUCAUACAAGCGUCAAAAGUAAAAAGUGUGUGACUAUGUGAAAAGUAUUUUGGCUAAUUUCUUUCUUUGACUCCUUCAGUGACAUUCUCACUCCCCUCCCUUUGGAAUGGAUUGAAAUAGUUGUGAAUGUAGAUGACUGUUUUUAACGAAUAAGAAGAAAUAGAUAUACUCUAUACCACUAAAGACUUAAUUACAAUUAUUAAAAUUAUCUACAGAGAGACAAUUAUAUGUGUUCAACAUGUGAAUUGUUUAAGAAGUUUUGUAUUUCCAGAUAGUGGAAAGAGUGGAAUAUGUUCAUUCAGUAUCUACCAUGGAUGUCCUUUGGUGUGUUUACUGUUGUUGUCCAUGGUCAAUGUGUGAGUAACAAGGUUUAUUGCUACUUCUUUUGAAUAAUUCUACAAUAAAAUAUAAUAUCAUGUUAUGACACUUUUCAGUCCAGGACCAGGCUUAAUCAGUGUCAAGGAAACCAUCUCAUUAUGUAAAAAUCCUUCAGUGCUGGGCUAAGAACGGUGAAGAUGAUUUCUUACAAUCACUCUAGAUAGAUAAUAUUGUGUGCUGACGGCCAAGCCUUUUUAUACAGUGUUAACUCCAAGCCGCUUUCUCUUGCUCACCCAAUAACUUAUGGAAUUGACAAAAAAAAGCUGAUUACUGAGCAAAGGAAGAACAGUCUGUUUUUGUCAGUCCCUCUUUGUUGAAAAUGAUUUAUCGAAUAAAAGUGUUGAGUAAA